Messenger RNA from Cynara cardunculus var. scolymus (artichoke), 2151 nucleotides. RefSeq lists its product as uncharacterized. The transcript is spliced from 4 exons. The record is from RefSeq and is a predicted model, not a curated record. The coding region runs from base 1 to 2151 and encodes 716 amino acids. Lineage: Eukaryota; Viridiplantae; Streptophyta; Magnoliopsida; Asterales; Asteraceae.
AUGAUUCGGCCGAUUCUUUCUGAAGAAAUAAAAAAUGCUAUGUUUAGUAUUGGUAAUCAUAAAGCUCCUGGGUCGGAUGGGUUUUCUUCGCGGUUUUUCAAAGCUCCUUGGGAUGUUGUUGGGCGAGAUGUGGAGAUUGCAAUUCACAAUUUCUUUUAUCGAGGUAACCUCCCGAAGGAAUUGAAUCAUACGCUUAUCUGUCUUAUUCCUAAAACUGUUAAUGCUUCUAAGGUUACUGAUUAUCGACCUAUAGCUUGCUGCAAUACUUCGGUUGGUCCCCCUCGCUGUGCUCUCAAGAUUGAUAUUAAAAAAGCCUAUGAUAUGGUAGAUUGGAGGUUUCUCAUUAUUAUGAUGCAGGGCUUGGGGUUUCACCCGGUUAUGAUUAAGUGGAUUAGGGAAAUGGUGUCCACUACUUCCUACUCGCUUGCGAUUAGUGGUGAAUCUUUUGGGUUUUUUCAUGGUGGACGGGGUCUUAGGCAAGGUGAUCCGUUAUCUCCAUAUUUAUUCACGAUUAUUAUGGACGGAUUUUCUAUGCUCCUUAAGACUUGUAUCAGGGAGGCUUCUGAUUUUGAGUACCAUUGCGGUUGUGAGGAGCUGGAUAUCACUCAUCUAUGUUUUGCUGAUGAUUUAUUUGUUUUUACUAAAGGUGAUGUUCAUUCGGUGGAGGUGCUUAAAAAAGCUCUUUCUCUCUUUCAACAAUGUUCAGGUUUGGAACCAAGCCUUGAAAAGAGUGAAAUUUAUUUUGGUAAUGUGCCCCAUUCUAUUAGAGAGGCCAUUCUGGUCUGCCUUCCAUUUAAGCUUGGCUCUUUUCCGGUUCGUUAUCUGGGAGUGCCAUUAUCUCAUGCUCGUUUGAAAAUUAGUGACUAUAGACCUUUGCUUGCUAAGGUUAAAGGUCGUAUUUUUAAUUGGAAGGCUAAGUUUCUCUCGUUCGGAGGACGUAGGCAACUUAUUAUAGCGUACUUUGUGCCUCAAAUUGGUGAUGGUACGGAUACUAAUGCUUGGGAAGAUUAUUGGCUUCCUUGUGGUCCUCUUUCGGCUUUUAUGACUUAUCGGUUCAUCUAUUCUUGUGGUCUUUCUCCUGCUACUACGGUUCGUGAGCUUGUCAUGCAUUUGAAUGGAGUUUGGCCUGAUGAAUGGUGUGCCAGGCGUGUUGCCACCUGGAAUAGGGCUUUACUUGCGAAACAUGUUUGGGAUAUUCUUAGACAUCGUGAUUCUUUGUGGGUACAAUGGGUGUAUUGUCAUAUUCUUCGKUCUUCUCAUUUCUGGCUGGUUCGGAAGAGCUCCAAUUGGUCUUGGAUUUUCCGUAAGUUGUUGGACCUUCGAGCUCAUUUGCGACGUUUUCUUUUCUCCAAGAUUGGUAAUGGUCGGGAUACAAAUGCUUGGGAGGACUCUUGGCUGGCWUGUGGACAUCUUUCGGCCUUCUUAUCCUAUCGGUUUAUACAUUCUUGUGGGUUCUCGACUGGCACAUCGGUUAGAGAAUUACUUAUUAGUAUCGAUGGGGUAUGGCCGGAAGAGUGGUGUAACAGGAUUWCUACGCUCCGUUCUUAUACUGUCCCAUCKUUAAAUGAUGYUGUUUGUGAUKAAGUUCUGUGGRGGGCUGACUGCACUUCUCGGUCUCUGUUUUCGGUUAGUACUGCUUGGGAAUCUUUAGAUGGGACUCAUCCGAUUGUACCGUGGUAUAAAUCGGUAUGGUUCUCGGGUCAUAUUCCUAAGCAUGCUUUCUGUUUAURGCUUGCUUGUCAGAGACGUCUCCCUACUCAAGACCGCCUAAUUUGGAAGGAUGAACCCCCGGAUUUGAAGUGUUCGUUAUGUGGUAAUUGUAUUGAUAGCCAUGCUCACUUAUUCUUCCAAUGUGUUUUUGCUCGGGAGGUUUGGGAAAGUAUGUUGCUUCUUGUGGACUUGAGGACUAUGCCGUCGUCUUGGGAUCAAAUUGUGGWUUUUMUUUYGGAUCGUGCUMGUCRACCUAAGCRUUUAAAGCAGAGGCUAAUGGUUGCAKCUUCUGUUUAUUAUAUUUGGYAAGAAAGAAAUAGAAGACUUUUUUCUGAAGUUAGCCGCACAACUGUGCAACUCAUCACAAUUAUCAAUAAUACGAUUUCUAUGCGUGCGGCUUGGGUGGAUAGAAGACGGGCGCCUGGUGUUGCUGUGCUAUGA